This is a messenger RNA of Dioszegia hungarica, 318 nucleotides long. RefSeq lists its product as uncharacterized. The coding region runs from base 1 to 318 and encodes 105 amino acids. The transcript has 3 exons. The record is from RefSeq and is a predicted model, not a curated record. Gene Ontology annotation, biological process: mitochondrial proton-transporting ATP synthase complex assembly. Lineage: Eukaryota; Fungi; Basidiomycota; Tremellomycetes; Tremellales; Bulleribasidiaceae. Gene Ontology annotation, cellular component: mitochondrial matrix.
AUGACUCACCAGCCCGUCACACACCUAUACAGGUCUCUUCUGAGGGAACUUCGCUUCUCGUCCAAGCAACCUACAAUAAAGCGUAGCCCUAUCGUCGUCUCCCAAGUUCGCCAGCUGGUCUCGAGUAUACAGUCAGAGGAUCAACUGUCCAGGACACUGAUGGAGACGAGGGACUUCUUGAGGUCAUCUAGGAUAUAUGGGGACCUUCUGAAGAGAUACAACCCACUGCACGACAUGUCAGACGACGAGCGGAUCAGGGCUACUGCCAGACGGGUCGGGCUGGAUGCGCCAACGGAGUACAAGCCGCCAGAUCAAUAG